UCCCUCCCUAUAUAUAUUCAAAUAUUUCCUCGCGUAACAUUGUUGAAUAAUUUACUCCAGAAACAUUGUUUCUCGCCGUUGUUUCAUCUAAAUUUCUUUAAUUAACCCAUACGUUAAGAUAUAGUCUCUUCUGCUAACAGAUCAUCCCAUUAUCAUGUGUUACAGAUGAAGAAUUAUUGCACCAGAACAUCUGCUGCCAAUUAUUUAUGGAUGUCCAUUUUCCACUCUACACAUCUUCCAUUAACCCAUAUCCACCUUUAUUCACUUAGAAAUAAUUCUUUAAGUUUAUAACAAAUUGUAGGCCUCUUAAAGGUUGGACUCAGUCUGCAACAAGCAGUCUGGUAAAUAAAAAAAAAAAACACAUCCACAUUGCUUAUUUUACUCAUAUCAAAGCAAUCUCAUGAUAUCUACGAUAUGAAACUGAGCCAUAACAGAUAUUUAAAGACAUUUCUCAGCUUUUUAAGAAUUGCUCAAGAAACAAUAUGGAUAAUGUUAAUCACUUGGACAAGUCUAACACAACUGUUUUUAACCAAAUAAAUGCAGUUAGAGAGAUGGACGGAGAUGAGAAAAUUGUAGAUAAAAAUGUUGCUGAAUAUCGUUGUGAGAUUUGUAGGAAGGGUUUCUCUUCUGAACAUGAAGUUUUCACGCACAAAAAAACACACACGGGAGACAGACAGUUCCGGUGCGGAAUAUGUGAAAAAUCUUUCAACCAGAAAUGCCAUCUCGUCAUCCAUAUACGUAGUCACACUGGAGAAAAACCCUUCCGCUGUGAAAUCUGUGAGAAAUCAUUCACAGAUAAUACUAAUCUUGUCGUUCACAAAAGAAUUCAUACUGGGGAGAAACCAUUCCACUGUGAAAUCUGUGGGAAAUCUUUCACUGAUAAUUCUAACCUUGUCGUUCACAUACGAAUCCAUACUGGAGAGAAACCGUUUCACUGUGAUAUUUGUGGGAAAUAUUUUGUUGCUAACAGUGUCUUAAGAACACACAAACGAAUCCAUACUGGCGAAAAACCAUACCAUUGCGAGAUCUGUGGGAAAUCUUUUAUUGAGAAUUCAAAGCUUACAAUCCAUAGACGUAGUCACACUGGAGAAAAGCCAUAUCAUUGUGAAAUCUGUUGGAAGUCUUUUGUUAGUAAAAGUAAUUUGACACAGCAUGAACGGAUUCACAGUGGGGAAAACCCCUUUCACUGUGAAGUGUGUGGGAAAUCCUUCUCUCAGAAUUCCAGUCUUGUGGUUCAUGAAAGGAUCCACUCGGGGGAAAAACCUUACCACUGUGAGAUUUGCGGCAAGUCUUUUGUCUCCAACAGUGAUUUAAACAGGCAUAAAAUUAUUCACAGCGGGGAGAAGCCGUUCAGAUGUGAAGUGUGUGAGAAAUAUUUUGUGAGUAACAGUUAUUUGACGAAACACAGAAGAAUUCACACUGGGGAAAACAUUUUCCAUUGUGAGAUUUGUGGCAAGUCAUUUAUUACAAACAGCCUGUUAAAGAGACACAAGCAGAUACACUCUGGAGGGAUGUCUGUUAAAGAUGAGACCUGAGAAGUGGUUCUCUGGCUAAUCUAAAGUUAUUUCUACCAAUAUAUAUAUAUAUAUAUGUUUGUGUAGUUUGUGUCAGGUGACUGUGUGGAGACGUUACACAUGUUGUAAUUGAUUAUUUGGCAUGUUCUCAGCACAAGAAACUAUUAGUAGCAUAUAAAAACAUGUAUUGUGUCUAUUAAAUAAUAUAUAUAUAUUUAUAUAGAUUAAAGCAGAAAUGAAAGGACAGAUGGUUUGGCAAGACUUGGCAAAGACAUUUAAUUUAGCUAUAUGAGAAAAAGUUAUACACAGUCUCUCCAACAGCUGUUUCUAGAAUAUCCCAACUGGAACAUAGUGUUGAGCAAGGAUUCAUUGGGUACAUCUUAUGGAGUUUCUACCUACAUCUUUUCUACAGAUUGAACAGGGCCAUCUACCUGAUGGGUUUGUGAUUUGUUUGCCUUCCUACUUACUAGAACUUUGGUUUUGCAACAUUGACUUUAAGGCCCUUCAAUACUAAACCUUGCUUCCACACCUGAAAUUUCUUCUCUAGUUCUGGUAGUGAUUGAGUUAUAAGAGCAAAGUCAUCAGCUUAGAGGAGCUCCCAGGUGCAGCCUGUCUUGAAUUCCUCUGUUACUGCCUAGUGGACUAUGAUGAACAAGAUGGGGCUGAGCACUGAUCCUUGGUGAACCCCUACUUCUACCCGGAAUUCUUCACUAUACUUGUUGCUGACCCUUGCCUUACUGACAGCACCCUUGUACAGUUCUUAUUAACCACUUGUCUAUCCCUAGUUUCUGGAUCACCCACCAGAUAAAGGAUCUGGGGACCCUGUCAAAGGCUUUCUCCAAGUCAACAAAA
Molecule: messenger RNA, 2366 nt
Organism: Octopus sinensis (East Asian common octopus)
Lineage: Eukaryota; Metazoa; Mollusca; Cephalopoda; Octopoda; Octopodidae
Product: zinc finger protein 239-like
Exons: 3
Coding region: 483-1535 (350 amino acids)
Source: RefSeq, a predicted model, not a curated record